AUGUCGGUCCAAACCGUCUCUAUCCAGCCCUUUGCUGACCAGAAGCCGGGCACUUCUGGUCUCCGCAAGAAGGUCAAGGUCUUCCAGCAGCCCAACUACUCCGAAUCCUUCAUUACGAGCAUUCUCCUGUCUAUUCCCGAGGGUGUUGAGAACUCCUUCCUCGUCAUUGGUGGUGAUGGCCGUUACUACAACGAUGAGGUGAUCAACAAGAUCGCUAAGAUCUCCGCUGCCUACGGUGUCAAGAAGCUGCUGGUCGGCCAGAAUGGUAUCAUGAGUACCCCCGCGGCCAGCAACCUGAUCCGCGUGCGCAAGGCGACCGGUGGUAUUCUGCUGACCGCCAGUCACAACCCCGGUGGUCCGGAAAACGACUUUGGCAUCAAGUACAACUUGGCCAACGGUGCCCCCGCCCCCGAGGGUGUGACCAACAAGAUCUUCGAGACCUCCAAGACCCUCACCUCAUACAAGUACGCCGACAUCCCCGAUGUCGACAUCUCCACCAUCGGUACCAAGACCUACGGUCCCCUCGAGGUGGAGGUGGUUCACUCUACCGCCGACUACGUGACCAUGAUGAAGGAGAUCUUCGACUUUGACCUAAUCAAGGAGUUCUUGAGCUCCCACAAGGACUUCAAGGUGCUCUUCGACGGUAUGCACGGUGUCACCGGUCCCUACGGUGUCGACAUCUUCGUCAAGGAGCUCGGGUUGCCCGCCAGCAGCACCAUGAACUGCGUGCCCAAGCCGGACUUUGGCGGCGGUCACCCCGACCCUAACCUCGUGUACGCCCACGAGCUCGUCGAGGCCGUUGACAAGAACGGUGUGCACUUUGGUGCCGCCAGUGACGGUGAUGGUGACCGUAACAUGAUCUACGGUGCCAAGACCUUCGUGUCUCCCGGUGACAGCUUGGCCAUUAUCGCACACCACGCCAAGCUGAUCCCCUGGUUCCAGAAGCAGGGUGUCUACGGUCUUGCCCGUUCGAUGCCCACCUCCGGUGCCGUCGACCGCGUCGCUCAGGCCCAGGGUCUGCAGAGCUACGAGGUGCCCACCGGCUGGAAGUUCUUCUGCAACCUGUUCGACGACAAGAAGAUCUCCAUCUGUGGUGAGGAGAGCUUCGGUACUGGUAGCAACCACAUCCGUGAGAAGGAUGGUGUGUGGGCGGUCGUCGCCUGGUUGAACAUCAUCGCCGGUGUCGCCAAGCAGAAGCCCGAGGAGACCCCCAGCAUUGCCUCCAUCCAGAACGAGUUCUGGAAGACCUACGGCCGUACCUUCUUCACCCGCUACGACUACGAGAACGUUGACAGCGACGGUGCCAACAAGGUUGUCGGCACCCUGGCCGAUCUCGUUGCCAGUGACUCCUUCGUUGGCUCCAGCGUUGGCUCCCGUAAGGUUGUCGAUGCCGGCAACUUCUCCUACACCGAUCUCGACGGCAGCGUCUCCAAGAACCAGGGCCUGUACGCCAAGUUCGACGAUGGCAGCCGCAUCGUCGUUCGUCUGUCCGGUACCGGCAGCAGCGGUGCCACUAUCCGUCUGUACAUUGAGCGCUACGAGAGCGAUGCAUCCAAGUUUGGCCUCAGUGCUCAGGAGUACCUGGCCGACAACAUUGCCUCCGCUCUGAGCCUGCUCAAGUUCAAGGAGUAUGUUGGCCGUGAGGAGCCCGAUGUUAAGACCUAA
This is a messenger RNA of Penicillium cataractarum, 1665 nucleotides long. It is a transcript of the gene pgmA, whose product is annotated as phosphoglucomutase PGM2. The coding region runs from base 1 to 1665 and encodes 554 amino acids. NCBI's taxonomy places the organism in Eukaryota, Fungi, Ascomycota, Eurotiomycetes, Eurotiales, Aspergillaceae. Gene Ontology annotation, biological process: carbohydrate metabolic process. Gene Ontology annotation, cellular component: cytosol. The transcript is spliced from 3 exons. The record is from RefSeq and is a predicted model, not a curated record. Gene Ontology annotation, molecular function: magnesium ion binding; phosphoglucomutase activity.